GGACCGCUCAAAAAGGCCACCUCUUGCUUCCACCUCACCCCUCUCUCUCUCUCUGCGCGUGAAGACUCGUUCAAUAUCUCAGUCCAAUUAUAGGAAGAUGAACAACCAACGCAACCCUCUACUCAGCUGGGUUUACAACUGCCAAGGGAAGACAAUGGAAGAGCUAAGAACGUCCCUUCUAUACACAACUUUGGAACUUGAUCAAACACGGUUGGCAGCUCAAGAGGAGAUUAGAAAGAAAGAUGAGGAAUUAAUUCAUUUCAAAGAUCUGCUUAGGGAAGCCAUCAGGGAGAGAGACGAAGCACAAGAGAAAUGUCGACUCCUCCUUGAGAAGAUCUUACUCCAACAUCAUCCAACUCCAACUGCUCCUCUUUCAGGAAAUUCUAGCAUUGAAGACGAACCAAGAAUUAGAGGAAUCGACUCAAACAAUGGCCUCUCAUCCUCAGAUUGUGAGGAGAGCAUUGUUUCACCUUCUCCGGUUGUUGACCCAAUUCCACAAUCCUUGCCACAAGCAACAGUAGAGCAGCUAGUGUCUGGGAAGCCAUUACCGGAAAAAGGUAAGCUUUUGCAGGCAGUGAUGAAUGCCGGUCCACUCCUUCAGACUCUCCUUCUCGCCGGACCACUUCCCCAAUGGCGGCAUCCACCUCCCCCACUUGAGUCCUUUCAGAUUCCUCCGGUGACCAUUUCUUCACCACCACAGCCAGCGCUCCUCCCUCAAGACUCAAUCACCAACAUUCUACGUUGCAAUAGUACCCCCACCAGCUGUGGCAUCAACAGAAAAAGGGUUCUUUGUGAAGCCUCUGAUUCUCCUAUAGAUCAGACAAAGUACCAAAGGCUUGUUAUUCAAUGACAACUAUUUCCAAGAAAUCCCAAUAUUUUUCAUUACGAUUAGAAUCCACCAACCAAUAUUAGUUGGGUAAGUGACCGAUCUUGCAAUAUUUGUACCGAGGUUUUUCCUAGGAAAGGAACUGCCAAGAUUUUUACUCACUGAGAAUGGAAAAGAAAAGAGCUUUCUCUUUGCUCC
Messenger RNA from Carya illinoinensis, 1024 nucleotides. RefSeq lists its product as uncharacterized. The record is from RefSeq and is a predicted model, not a curated record. NCBI's taxonomy places the organism in Eukaryota, Viridiplantae, Streptophyta, Magnoliopsida, Fagales, Juglandaceae. The coding region runs from base 98 to 850 and encodes 250 amino acids. The transcript is spliced from 2 exons.